Rattus norvegicus (Norway rat) is the source of this 2228-nucleotide messenger RNA. NCBI's taxonomy places the organism in Eukaryota, Metazoa, Chordata, Mammalia, Rodentia, Muridae. The record is from RefSeq and is a predicted model, not a curated record.
UUUGUGAGGUUUCUCUAGAGCGGAAUGGGGUUGGGCAGAGUGGGGGCUCUCCUUUCCCAUCCUGUAGAUCAUCGGCUAUGAGCUCCAAGAAAGACCUAUCCUUUCUGUUACCACCAGAGAAAGACACCAUUACCAAAUGGUGGUAAGACAGCCAACCAAAAGUACCAUUAUUCACCCUCUGCUGGAUGACUUCCAAAGAUGAGGAAGCGGUCUCCCAAGAACUUCAUACUGGAUCCACUUUCUUUAUUCUGAGGGGACUUUCACCCAGGCUUCUCCAUUGUGAUAUCAUGCUACUUGGGACCUUCCAGACUUGAAGUAUCUUAUAGAUCAAUGCUUAAGGGUUACUUCAUGGUCAUGCUUUAAUUCUGCUUGCUGGGGACAGCUCCACCAGACCAGCAUCUCAACACCACAUGACACUAAUCUUCUGGAAGGGUGGUAGUGAGAAUCCCAGCUGUGUUUUGAGAACCUAUAUCUUCCCUAGAGGGCUCAACCCAGCUAUCUAGAGUUGGGCCUUCAGAGGUGUUGGGUUUGUCCCCAGACUAGAGGGAUUUUUUUUUUUUGCCAAGUACCUGGAAUCUAUAUUUUCUCCAUCCAGGAGAGAACCUGGGGUCCCUGCCUCUGAGACCAGGAGUCUAGGUCUAGCCCCAACUUGAAAUACAUUCAAUGAGGUCCCAAGCUUGACAUGGGCUUCUGAGUGAGAGCAGAAACAUCUGCAUACCCCUCCCUCAACCCUCUCACUUCUCCCAUGUUGCUUUGUGUUUUACGAGACAGUUUUACGAGACUUGAUAGACCAGGCAUAUGGGUAACUGGGAGAUCUGAUUCUCAAAUGAGGUCAUUUCAGAAACGAAACACCAACAAACAAAAACCCAAACACACCCCUCCCAAAUCUACAAUGAAGAAAAUUUACUAAUUUCAACAAGCUGGAACCAUCUCUCUACUGGCUGGUGUCAGGUUAUGCUAAUUAACACCAAGUACCAAGAUUCUUGUUGCCUGGAGACAAAGUUUCACAGCGAAGGAGCUUAAGGACAAAAAAGCAGAGCCUACCUUCUAGCAGUUUCAUGUGACUUCUUCCUCAAACCCAUCACCAUCAGCUCGGGAAAAACAUUCUUCAAAUACACUCCCAUACUUAGAGACCAUGGCCAAGGGCGGGAAAAGCCCCAAGGGCAAAAAGAUCACCCUUAAUGUGGCAAAGAAUUGUAUCAAAAUCACAUUCGAUGGGAGAAAGCGUCUUGAUCUGAGCAAGAUGGGAAUCACCACCUUCCCCAAGUGUAUCUUACGGCUCAAUGAGAUAGAUGAGCUCGAUCUUAGCCGGAAUAUGAUCAGAAAAAUUCCCGACUCCAUCUCCAAGUUCCAGAAUCUGCGAUGGCUCGACCUGCACAGUAACUAUAUUGACAAACUCCCCGAGUCCAUUGGCCAGAUGACCUCCCUGCUCUUCCUCAAUGUCAGUAACAACAGGCUGACCACCAACGGGCUACCCGUGGAGCUGAACCAGCUCAAGAACAUCCGCACCGUGAAUCUGGGCCUUAACCACCUGGACAGCGUGCCCACCACACUGGGGGCACUGAAGGAGCUCCAUGAGGUGGGGCUACACGACAAUCUGCUGACCUCUAUCCCUGCCGGCAUCUCCAAGCUUCCCAAACUGAAGAAGCUCAACGUAAAGAGGAACCCCUUCCCAAAACCAGAUGAGUCAGACAUGUUUGUAGACUCCAUCAAAAGGCUAGAAAACCUCUAUCUGGUGGAAGAGAAGGAUCUGUGUUCCUCUUGCCUGCAAAAAUGCCAACAGGCCAGGGACAAGUUGAACAAAAUCAGGAGCAUGGCCCCCUCUGCACCGAGAAAGGCCAUCUUUUCCAAUUUGGUUUCACCCAACUCAACAGCCAAGGAAUCCCAGGAAGAAUGGAGGUUACGCUCACCAUCCACCUCCUAGAGUAGCUUAUGGCAAAAAACACGAAGACCAAUCAGCUAACAGAAAUAAACGACUCUGAAGAGGAAAAGUCCCAAAUUAGAAGACAGAGUGGCACAGAGAAUAUUCUGGAAGACAGGCUCUCCGGUGCUGCCCAAGUCACUGAAUCACUUUAUGAUUUUUUACUUUAUUUAUCUUGUUUCUAUGUUGCCUGUUUGUGGAAACGUCUUUGAAAGAUAUUUCAUGUGGUUUUCUAGAUGUAUAUAAAGAGAGCAUUUAAGAAGAUUGUAGAUAUACGUUGAUAGACAAUUAAAGACUUAAAAGUCUA